CGAAACACCUGCUAAACAAAACCAGUCUGUCCGCCCAAUCAACUUGAUACGGGCAUUUCGGCAGUAAAGCUUUAAUUUUCAGCCUCAAUACCCAUUUUUUUUUCCUCUUUCAAAUUGCUGCACGAAAUAUCAAUCGGGAAGGAUCUUGUCGAAUCUGCACAAUAAAAACCCUGGGGGAGAUAAAAAGAGAACAAAGAACAAAAAAGACAAAAACAAGGCAACCAUGUCCUCAACAUCGACCCCAGCUGCUCCGUACGGCAGCACGGUAACUUAUGAACACUUGCACGAAAUACAACAAGAGUUUGAGGACGCAGAAGUGGAGCUUGUCCGUCAACAUGUUCAGAUCACCAGGCCUAUAUUGGAGAAGCGAGCCAAGGCUAUCGCGGCGAUACCAAACUUCUGGCCCUUGGUGUUCGAGCAGGCGCCUCAGGACAUUGACGAGUACAUCCAACCAACAGACGCAAAUGUGCUCAUGUCAUCACUCAAGUCGAUUUCCGUUUCACAUUUUGAGAUCGACAACGAGGUAGAAGGUGGUGACCCGAGAAGCAUCUCCAUCAAAUGGGAAUUUGGUGACAACGAUUACUUUGAGGAUCGUUUUCUGGAGAAGAAGUUCUGGUACCGACGCUCUAAGGACUCAAGCUGGUCCGGUCUGGUCAGCGAACCUGUUGACAUCAAAUGGAAACCCGGAAAAGAUCUGACGCAUGGUCUACUUGCCAUGGUAAAGCAAGUUUGGGAUGAGGAGCAAAAUCAAGGUUCAUCAGCAAAGAUCGACAAGCCCAAGGGAAUGACUCCUUCCCAGGAGGCCCUCAAAAAGAAAAUUGAGAGUUCAGGUGGUGUUGGUGGGGUUAGUUUCUUUGCCUGGUUUGGUUAUCGCGGUCGACAUGUCACGGCCGAGGAGAACCGGCAAUCACAAGAAGAGAGACGUCUGAAGAUGCAGGGAAAGUUACUCGAGGCAACAACAAGUGAAGACAAAGAUGAAGAUAUGGAAGAAGAUGAUGAAGACGACCAGGAUGCGCUAGAGGCUUUCCCGGGCGGUGAUGAGCUUGCAGUUUGCAUCGCGGACGAUUUAUGGCAGGAUGCCAUUAAAUAUUUUAUGCAAGCACAGGAAGAUGAUGGCAACGACAGUGGUGACGAUUUUGAGUCAGACGAGGAGGACGAGGUUGAGAAUUCUCCAGCGACUCCGGGCCAGCCCCCAGCCAAGAAGCAGAAGAAGUGAACUAUAACAGUUGUAAAACGGGUAUUGGUAACAUUUUUUCGCCGCAGAAAUGUGAAGGACCUGCGACUCAUCUCUACCAAACCAGUUCUAGUAUUUAAUUACGUAUACUGACGCGUGCAGUAUUUAUUACCAAUACUUCACGGUAUGGGCAGGGUAACGCUUGUUCCAAACACAGUCAGCCCUGUAAUGUGGGAUGUUUUUUUUUUUUUUGGUUUUUCUACCAAUGCUUUCCCAG
Molecule: messenger RNA, 1451 nt
Organism: Pyricularia grisea
Lineage: Eukaryota; Fungi; Ascomycota; Sordariomycetes; Magnaporthales; Pyriculariaceae
Exons: 3
Coding region: 224-1216 (330 amino acids)
Biological process (GO): nucleosome assembly
Cellular component (GO): chromatin; nucleus
Molecular function (GO): chromatin binding; histone binding
Source: RefSeq, a predicted model, not a curated record